AUUUAUUUGAAAGCACAAUCACUAGUUGGCCUUCACUCAUAAACAAAGUUUCUGAAAGAACAAACCUUGGAAUAAUUAAUAAUGCCUUGGUUCCUUGUUAUUCUGUUUCUCAGUCUUACAUAUGCUAGUCUUUCAGAUGCUAGCUAUGACAAGAAGCUUCCUUCUGCUGUUGUGGUUGGCACUGUCUACUGUGACACAUGUUUUCAACAUGAUUUCUCUAAGGAAAGCCAUUUCAUUUCAGGUGCAUCAGUAGCUGUGGAAUGCAAAGAUGGGACUUCAAUACCAAGAUUCAAGCAAGAAGUGAAGACAGAUAAGGAUGGAGAAUUCAAAGUGCAGCUACCAUUCAGAGUGAGGAAACAUGUGAGGAGAAUCAAGGGGUGUACUUUCAAAUUGAUAAGUAGCAAUGAACCUCACUGUGCUGUGGCCUCAGCUACUGCCUCUUCCUCAAUGAUUCUCAAGACAAGAAAGGAAGGAGAACACAUAUUCUCAGCUGGGUUGUUCUCAUUCAAGCCUAUUAUAAGGCCAAAUUUUUGUAACCAAAAACAAAGUGAUCCAAACUCCAAAAACAAAGUGUUCUCAUUCAAACCUCGUUCAGGAAUACCAUUGUCACCAAAGAUGACUAAAGUGGUCAAAUCCAAUUCAGAUAAAGACUUAGCUGCAGAUUUCUUUUUUCCUCCAAACCCAUUUCUACCACCACCUAUUAUUCCUAACCCAUUUCAGCCACCACCCCUCAUUCCUAACCCUUUUCAGCCGCCUCCUCUAAUUCCUAACCCAUUUCAACCACCAAGCCCACCACUCAUCCCAAACCCAUUUCAACCCCCAAGCCCACCACCCUUCAUCCCAAACCCAUUUCAGCCCCCACCAAGCCCACCACCCUUCAUCCCAAACCCAUUUCAGCCCCCACCAAGCCCACCACCACUUCUCCCUAACCCAUUCCAACCUCCCCCAGCACGCCCACCACCCUUUUUUCCUCCUCUUCCUUUUCCACCAAUAGUAAUACCAGGUUUAACUCCACCACCACCUCCCCCUCCACCUCCAGCAUCAAUCUUCCCUCCUAUCCCUCCAAUAUUCCCUCCUCUACUCCCUCCACCUAGAAGUCCUGGCACUCCCCCUGCUUCUUCAACUCCUUGAUUUAAUAGAAUAAAUCAAUGUACAACUUAUUUACUUUCUUUAUGAAUCAUAUAAUAUACAUAUAUAUGGUUACGAUAUAAUUAGCUAAACAUGGGGAUGAAAAUGAUAGAUUAUUGCUAUAUUAGUACUUAGUAAUAUAUAUAAGGAUAUGGUCAUCUUUAAGCUUCAAUCUUGAAAAUUGUUGUUAUUUGUGCAAUUUGUAUCCUUGAAUUGUUCUAGAAAUGGACACUUAUGAUUGUGAUUUGAUAAUACAUUUCAACGCUUGAUAAAAAUGACUGGAUUUGGAAUCAAAUCCAAAAAUUUUAGUUAGUAAGUAGAAAGGAUAAACUUUUGUUAUGUAAUGAUAGU
Messenger RNA from Abrus precatorius (Indian licorice), 1479 nucleotides. RefSeq names its product proline-rich extensin-like protein EPR1. Lineage: Eukaryota; Viridiplantae; Streptophyta; Magnoliopsida; Fabales; Fabaceae. The transcript is spliced from 2 exons. The coding region runs from base 82 to 1131 and encodes 349 amino acids. The record is from RefSeq and is a predicted model, not a curated record.